Messenger RNA from Colossoma macropomum (tambaqui), 2786 nucleotides. It is a transcript of the gene bcs1l, whose product is annotated as mitochondrial chaperone BCS1. Gene Ontology annotation, biological process: mitochondrial respiratory chain complex III assembly; protein insertion into mitochondrial inner membrane from matrix. NCBI's taxonomy places the organism in Eukaryota, Metazoa, Chordata, Actinopteri, Characiformes, Serrasalmidae. Gene Ontology annotation, molecular function: ATP binding; ATP hydrolysis activity. Gene Ontology annotation, cellular component: mitochondrial inner membrane. The coding region runs from base 268 to 1530 and encodes 420 amino acids. The record is from RefSeq and is a predicted model, not a curated record. The transcript is spliced from 8 exons.
UAUUUUGGUGGCACUCGUUUCGAGGGGGAACUGUUUUCCUGAACAUCUGAGGUGUCAUGGUGCUGCCCAUGUGAUUUGUCCUGGCCGUUUGUUCAAUGGCUGUGCCUGUGUCUCCAAAUCACAGGAAACACUAGACUAGAAGCAAAUAUGUAUCCAUUUGAGAUUAUCUUACACAAACUAUGACGUGAACACGAUCUUGGGAGAUGCCCAUGAGAUUAGCAGUGCACAGUGGACGGAAGAGGCAGUUACACUUAAUACAUCCAGAUAAUGACCUUUUCAGAUUUCCUUGGAGCAUUGAAGGACAACCCCUACUUUGGGGCUGGCUUUGGACUGGUUGGUGUGGGCACGGCGCUGGCAGUUGCCAGGAAGGGGGCACAGAUAGGCAUGGUCUUCUUUAGGCGGCAUUACAUGAUCACUCUGGAGGUUCCCAGCAGAGAUAAGAGUUACCACUGGUUGCUGAGCUGGAUUACCAAACAUGCCAGGCAUACACAGCAUCUAAGCGUAGAGACCUCAUACUUGCAGCAUGAGAGUGGACGAAUCCACACACAGUUUGACUUCCACCCAAGUCCUGGUAACCACAUCAUUUGGUAUGGAAGUAAGUGGAUCAGGGUGGAGAGGACCCGAGAGAAACAGAUGGUGGAUCUGCACACAGGAACGCCUUGGGAGUCUGUAACAUUCACAGCUCUUGGCAGAGACAGGCAGAUAUUCUUCAACAUACUGCAAGAAGCACGAGAGCUGGCUCUAAAGCAGGAGGAGGGCCGCACUGUGAUGUAUACCGCUCUGGGAGCGGAAUGGAGGCCAUUCGGGUUUCCCCGCCGUCGCCGCCCCUUGUCAUCUGUCGUCCUGGAUAAUGGGGUGGCUGAGAGGAUUGUGGAUGAUGUUAAGGAAUUCAUUAAUAAUCCAAAGUGGUAUACUGAUAGAGGAAUCCCAUACAGAAGAGGAUAUCUACUGUAUGGACCACCAGGCUGUGGAAAGAGCAGCUUCAUAACAGCCCUUGCUGGGGAGUUGGGUUACAGCAUCUGUUUGAUGAGUCUAAGUGACCGCAGUCUAUCAGACGACCGGUUGAAUCACCUGCUGAGUGUGGCUCCACAGCAGAGCAUAAUUCUGCUGGAAGACGCGGACGCCGCCUUCGUCAGCCGGGAGCAUCUGCCUACUGAGAACCCAAUGGCCUACCAAGGCAUGGGAAGACUCACCUUUAGUGGACUUCUUAAUGCUUUGGAUGGAGUCGCUUCUUCGGAGGCCAGAAUUGUCUUCAUGACUACUAACUUCAUUGAGAGACUUGACCCAGCUCUAAUAAGACCUGGUCGUGUGGACUUGAAGCAGUAUGUUGGCCACUGCACACACUAUCAGCUGACCCAGAUGUUCCGGAGAUUCUACCCGUUGGAGCCUGCGACUGAGGGGGAAAGAUUUGCAGAGCGAGCACUAACUGUUCACAAAGAGCUCAGUGCGGCUCAAGUGCAAGGCCACUUCAUGCUUUAUAAAAUGGACCCAGCAGGCUCUAUUGACUACGUUGAAAAAAUUAAAGAAUGAGGACAUUCAGAAGUUAAUAGGAACACUGACAUGAACUGGGAAAUGAACAGUAUGUAAAAUGGAAAGAGCAAACUGCAUAAGAGGCCGGUCAUGAAGUGACUUGUGACAUUCUGUGGCUAUUUCUAGAAAACACACACAGUUUUUGCCAAUUAAAUUUAAAAGCUGUGAAACUUGUUGAGUCCUGUUUUUCCAGUAUUUUAUAUUUUAGACAGUAAUAAGUAAAUAAUGCAAAGCAACACUGCAGCAUACAAGAGAUCAUUAUUAUUAUCCUUUUUAGGCCUGUCUUAUAUGCAGGCUGGAAAUGACAGCAACAAGAUAAUUUCAAAUGAAGUAGGCUAAAGGCCAACCAUCUGUAUGUAGCGUAUAUGCUGUGUCAAAGCUACAAAAGGGCAGGGUCUAAGCUUCUCUUAACUAUUGUUGCUGUUAAUUAUUAUCUGAAAACUUGGGUGUGCUGAAAAUGUUUGAAGCAGACCAGACAGCUUUCUAAAACUCACCCUAUUAGGCUCUGUAUUAUUCACACUUCCAUUUGCACUUUAAAUACCAUGUGUGAUGUUCUCAUCCUUUCAGAGAACCAAAAGCAGUAAACAUUAGUCUUAAGAGUAAUUAAAGAAAUAUUUGGACACUUUAACUAUGUAAUCAUUGGUAAACUUGAAUGAAGCUCUUCAGUUUACUUCAUAAAGGUAGAAACAAGCUGUCAUUUGUUUCAGAAGAAAAAGCACACACAGCACAACAUCAAAUGGAUGGUAGACUCUGUGUGGAGAAAGCUUGGAAAUGUCAAAGUCUGGGACUGUUUUUCUGCUAGUGGUAUUGGUGAGCUUGUUUAUAGAUGGGAUCAUGAACUCAAAAGUGUACAAAGACAUUUAGGAUGCAAACGAAACUGCUCCAAUGAAAACAAUCUGAAACACCCUAGACUUCUUUUAGACUCCACCCUAGAAUAAAUCGUCAAAAAGAAAAUUAUAUUCUUUGGUCUGUUUAAAGUAAAUACCACUUGGCUUAACAUUGUGUUUUGUAACACAAUGAGCUUAAUACAUUUUUAAGAAUGGCACAAUUACUCAAAUACUUUUUGGGGCCAUCGUAUAUCCAGAAUGCCUAUUAGUAAUUGUGAAGCAUGAACGUAAUUUGGCGGCUGACACACGUUCCAUGUUUAGAGGUGUGUUAUGCAGAACUGUGUGCUCCGCCUCCCUUCAUAGAAGGGGCGUUAAAUGUUGUUUUUCAUGUGCCUUUUUUGAUGGUGUAAAUAAAGAGCACUCUAUUUA